AUGAGGGCCCAACACCAGCUUCGAGCUGUACGAUUCGGGCGACAGACCGCGGGGGCACCAGCCCUGGGGCGUGUUGCGGGCAUCAGGUUCUAUCACGACGAAUCUUUUGGUUUCAGGAAACCUCGAGAGUUCGUUGUUCCAGACUACACCGAGGCACAGCUGCAGAACAGGACCAAGAACGCCCCGUUGCUGCGCUAUGUGGACUCGAUGCGCACUCACGGACACCGCGCAGCCCGCAUUGACCCCCUUGAUAUCUUGCAUCGAGAAGAAGUCGCCGCUCUAGAUCCGGCACGCUACGGCCUUACCGAUCCAUCUCAGAAGUACGACGUAAAUGGGAUCGUGUGGACGAAGCCUGUGGGGUACCAGGGCGCUAGUGCUGACACGGAGCAAUGGUGGACGCUUGAAGAAAUUGUGCGACACCUGCGAACGGUGUACGUGGGGCCUAUCGCGUACGAAUACAUGCACUCCCCGUCAAAAAGCGAGAGGCUAUGGUUCUCGCAUUUCCUCGAGUCCCGCGCCGCAAACACCAACAACGACGUGGAUAAGCAGAAGAAACGGCGCAUCCACGAACUCCUUGCAAGGAGCGAAGUUUUGGAUCAUUUCCUGCAAUUGAAGUUCCCUAAUUUGAAGCGCUACGGGCUCGAAGGUGGCGAAUCUAUGCUUCCCGCUCUGGACUCGUUGUUCUCGCUUGCUGCUCGUGGCGGUAUACAACACAUCGUGCUUGCGAUGCCCCACCGUGGCCGACUUAACCUUCUGACAGAUUUGUUAAAGUAUUCGCCUGCUGCUUUAUUCCAUAAGAUUAAGGGCGGUUUUGAGAUUCCUGAGGACCUGGGCGCUGAGGGGGAUGUAUUGAGCCACUUAGUCGCUUCACCCACUCUACAUUAUGAGGGUGCUAGUGACCCUAUCAAGGUGUCUCUGCAGCCGAACCCUUCCCAUCUCGAGGCUGUCAAUUCUGUGGCUUUGGGCAAGACGCGGGCCAAGCAAUACACUCUCCUCAAGACGUCGCCUAGCGACUGCAAAUUGGGUGACAAGGCUAUGUGCGUCCAAUUGCAUGGGGAUGCUAGCUUCACAGGUCAAGGCGUGAUUAUGGAAACUUUGGGUCUAAGCAAUCUCCCUCACUUUACCAGUGGAGGCAGUGUGCAUCUCGUAUUCAUGCCGUCUAGUAUUGGAUAUACUACGCCGGCGAGCAGCGGUCGAUCGUCAUUGUAUUGUUCUGAUGUUGGCAAGAUGAUCAACGCCCCGAUCCUCCAUGUUAACGGAGACUAUCCUGAAGAUGUCGCACGUGCUAUGGAUAUUGCGAUCAAAUACCGUGAUCACUUCCGCAAGGAUAUCAUCGUCGAUCUGCUUGUUUACAGGCGAUGGCACAACGAAUUGGACGUACCUGACUUCACGAGCCCACUGAUGUAUGAGAAGAUUCGUUCAAGGCGCUCCGUCCCUCAACUCUACGAAGACAAGUUAAUUGCGGAGGAGGUCAUUGAUGCCCGCGAUGCUGCUCAAGUUCGGGAGUCUUACAAGGCCUACCUCAACGAAGAAUUAGCGAAGUCAGCUACCUACGGGCCUUCUGCCUCUAUGCUUGAGGAGAAUUGGAAGGGAAUGGUCUGGCCUGCUAGCGAAGAAGCAAAUAGAAACCCUGAGACCGGUGUCGCUAAGGACGUGUUGGUUCGUGUCGGUUCGGCCAGUGUGGCGACUCCCUCGGACUUCGAUAUUCAUCCAAAACUGCAAAGGCACGUGAAGAACCGCCUGCAGAAUAUCAAGAACGAGAAGGGACUGGACUGGGCAACGGCAGAGGCCAUGGCCUUUGGGUCGCUCAUGCUCGAAGGCACCGACGUUAGGAUCUCUGGGCAGGACGUCGGCAGAGGAACAUUUAGUCACCGUCAUGCUAUGCUGGUCAACCAGAAGACCGAAGGAACCAUUGUACCACUCAACGACCAGCUUGAUGCACCCGGCAAACUUGAGCUCGCGAACAGUUCCCUCAGUGAGAUGGCUGUGUUAGGCUUCGAGUAUGGUGCUAGCUGGGAACGGCCGAACCUACUGCCAAUUUGGGAGGCACAAUUCGGGGACUUCUUCAACGGCGCUCAAAUCAUCAUCGACACAUUCAUUUCUUCCGCAGAAACUAAAUGGUUGAAGCAGAGUGGCAUGGUUCUUCUGCUUCCUCACGGCCUAGACGGGGCUGGCCCGGAGCACUCUUCUUCCCGAAUCGAACGCAUGCUUCAACUUUCCAACGACCCGUAUGUGUACAACAAGGACUCGCCCGAGGCGAACGUGAACAUGCACGUGGUCUUCCCUACAACUUCGGCACAAUACUUCCAUCUCCUAAGACGGCAAAUAAAGCGCAACUACCGCAAGCCAUUAGUUGUUGCGUCACCCAAGGGUCUCCUGCGUCUUGCGGCUGCUUCCUCCCCUCUUUCUGAACUCACCGGCGAGAACAAGUUCAAGCCCGUCUUGAACGAUCCAGCCGUUAACCCCGAACAAGUCGAGCGGGUCGUGCUAAUUUCCGGGAAAAUAUACUACGAGCUCAUCAAAGAGCGGCAAGCGCGUGGUCUCGACGAUAAGGUGGCCUUCGUGCGGAUCGAGGAGCUGUCUCCGUUCCCCUUCCACCAUGUCGAGCGAGUGCUAGGGCGGUAUGCCAAUGCGAGGGAGUUCGUGUAUCUUCAAGAAGAGCCGAGGAACCAGGGUGCAUGGACGCAUGUGUCUACUAGGAUACAACAUGUGUUGGAGGUGAUGGGGAGGAAGGAUGUUGAGUUACAGUAUCGCGGAAGGAAGGAGAGUGCACUUCCUGCGCCUGGAGUGGGAAAGUUGUACGCUGCGCAACAGAAGGCUGUAAUGGAAUCCGCGUUCGAAGGCUUGUGA
This is a messenger RNA of Pleurotus ostreatus (oyster mushroom), 2850 nucleotides long. RefSeq lists its product as uncharacterized. The record is from RefSeq and is a predicted model, not a curated record. Gene Ontology annotation, molecular function: oxoglutarate dehydrogenase (succinyl-transferring) activity; thiamine pyrophosphate binding. Lineage: Eukaryota; Fungi; Basidiomycota; Agaricomycetes; Agaricales; Pleurotaceae. The transcript is spliced from 20 exons. Gene Ontology annotation, biological process: tricarboxylic acid cycle. Bases 1 to 2850 code for a protein of 949 amino acids.